Propithecus coquereli (Coquerel's sifaka) is the source of this 8494-nucleotide messenger RNA. It is a transcript of the gene ARHGEF12, whose product is annotated as Rho guanine nucleotide exchange factor (GEF) 12. NCBI's taxonomy places the organism in Eukaryota, Metazoa, Chordata, Mammalia, Primates, Indriidae. Gene Ontology annotation, biological process: intracellular signal transduction; G protein-coupled receptor signaling pathway. The transcript has 36 exons. The record is from RefSeq and is a predicted model, not a curated record. Gene Ontology annotation, molecular function: GTPase activator activity; G protein-coupled receptor binding; guanyl-nucleotide exchange factor activity. Gene Ontology annotation, cellular component: cytoplasm.
AUGAAUUUUUCCCCUUCCAUUGGUCUCCAUAUUUUCUAUAUCUCUCUCCUUUUCUCCCGCUCUUGUGCAGAUAGCUCCUCCAAGAAGACAAAGUCUAGUUCAGAGGAGAGUAGAUCCGAGAUAUAUGGUCUUGUUCAGCGUUGUGUAAUCAUCCAGAAAGAUGACAAUGGAUUUGGGCUGACGGUCAGUGGAGACAAUCCAGUCUUCGUACAGUCUGUCAAAGAAGAUGGAGCAGCCAUGCGGGCUGGAGUACAGACAGGUGAUCGAAUCAUCAAGGUGAACGGGACUCUGGUGACUCAUUCAAACCAUUUAGAGGUGGUGAAGCUAAUCAAAUCUGGUUCCUAUGUAGCUCUCACUGUUCAGGGACGCCCACCUGGGUCGCCCCAGAUUCCACUCGCCGAUUCUGAAGUAGAGCCAUCAGUCAUUGGACAUAUGUCUCCCAUCAUGACAUCCCCUCAUUCACCUGGAGCAUCUGGAAAUAUGGAGAGAAUCACUAGUCCUGUGCUCAUGGGGGAGGAAAACAAUGUGGUUCAUAACCAGAAAGUAGAAAUUCUGAGGAAAAUGUUACAGAAAGAACAGGAACGGCUACAGUUAUUGCAGGAAGAUUACAACCGAACACCUGCCCAAAGAUUGCUAAAAGAGAUCCAAGAGGCCAAGAAACACAUUCCUCAGCUGCAAGAGCAGUUAUCCAAAGCCACAGGCUCUGCUCAGGAUGGAGCUCUAGUUAUACCCUCCAGGCCUUUAGGUGACACCCUGACAGUCAGUGAGGCAGAAGCAGAUCCUGGAGAUGGACUGGGCAGAACUGACUGUAGCAGUGGAGAUGCUUCUCGGCCCAAUAGUGACAAUGCAGAUAGUCCCAAGAGUGGCCCGAAAGAGAGGAUUUCUCUAGAUGAAAACCCCGAGAAAAGUGAAACAAUUCAGGACACUGACACUCAAUCACUUGUUGGAAGUCCCUCAACCCGUAUAGCACCUCAUAUUAUUGGAGCAGAGGAUGAUGAUUUUGGUACUGAACAUGAACAGAUCAAUGGGCAGUGCAGCUGUUUCCAGAGCAUUGAACUGCUAAAAUCUCGUCCGGCUCACUUGGCUGUUUUCUUACACCACGUAGUUUCACAGUUUGACCCUGCAACAUUGCUCUGUUAUCUCUAUUCAGACCUGUAUAAACAGACCAAUUCUAAGGAAACGCGUCGCAUCUUCCUUGAGUUUCAUCAGUUCUUCCUGGAUCGAUCUGCACACCUGAAAGUUUCUGUUCCUGAUGAAAUAUCUGUGGAUCUAGAAAAAAGACGACCUGAGCUUAUUCCUGAGGAUCUACAUCGCCACUAUAUUCAAACUAUGCAAGAAAGAGUUCACCCAGAAGUUCAGAAGCACUUGGAAGAUUUUCGGCAGAAACGUAGUAUGGGACUAACCUUGGCUGAAAGCGAGCUGACUAAACUUGAUGCAGAGCGAGAUAAGGACCGGGUGACUUUGGAGAAGGAGCGGGCAUGUGCAGAACAGAUUGUUGCCAAAAUUGAAGAAGUGUUGAUGACUGCUCAGGCUGUAGAAGAGGAUAAGAGCUCCACAAUGCAGUAUGUUAUUCUCAUGUACAUGAAGCAUUUGGGAGUGAAAGUGAAAGAACCUCGAAAUUUGGAGCACAAGCGGGGUCGGAUUGGAUUCCUUCCAAAAAUCAAGCAAAGUAUGAAGAAAGAUAGAGAGGGCGAAGAAAAAGGAAAGCGAAGAGGAUUCCCCAGCAUCCUGGGACCCCCACGGAGACCAAGCCGUCAUGACAACAGUGCAAUUGGCAGAGCCAUGGAACUACAGAAGCAGCGCCACCCUAAGCACUUAUCUACACCCUCAUCUGUGAGUCCCGAACCUCAGGAUUCUGCUAAGUUACGCCAGAGUGGGUUAGCAAAUGAAGGAACAGACAUUGGGUACCUGCCUGCCAAUUCCAUGUCCUCUGUAGCUUCAGGGGCCACUCUUUCCCAGGAAGGAGGGAAAGAGAAUGACACAGCAAUAAAAGAAAGGCAUUUAGAAAUGUUAAGAAAAACAGAAUUGUUCAAGAAAUGGUCAAGUAGAAUUCAUCAUUUAUUUCUUCAUAGGUUUGACGCCAUAGCUUUUGGAGAAAGUCAAAGUGAGGAUGAACAAUUUGAAAAUGACUUAGAGACAGAUCCACCCAAUUGGCAGCAGCUUGUUAGUAGAGAAGUGUUAUUGGGACUAAAACCUUGUGAGAUCAAAAGACAGGAAGUGAUUAAUGAAUUGUUUUACACUGAAAGAGCUCAUGUUCGAACACUGAAGGUUCUUGAUCAAGUGUUCUAUCAGCGAGUGUCCAGAGAAGGAAUUCUGUCACCUUCAGAACUACGGAAAAUUUUUUCAAACUUGGAAGAUAUUCUUCAACUUCAUAUUGGGUUGAAUGAGCAAAUGAAGGCUGUUCGAAAGAGGAAUGAGACCUCUGUUAUUGAUCAAAUUGGGGAAGAUUUGCUGACCUGGUUCAGUGGACCAGGAGAGGAGAAGUUGAAACAUGCUGCUGCUACCUUUUGCAGUAACCAACCUUUUGCCCUGGAAAUGAUCAAGUCUCGUCAGAAAAAGGAUUCUCGAUUUCAGACUUUUGUGCAAGAUGCUGAGAGUAAUCCACUGUGUCGUCGUCUUCAGCUGAAAGAUAUCAUUCCCACCCAAAUGCAAAGACUUACUAAGUACCCACUUCUACUGGAUAAUAUUGCCAAAUACACAGAAUGGCCAAUGGAAAGGGAGAAAGUGAAGAAAGCUGCAGAUCACUGUCGUCAGAUCUUAAAUUAUGUAAAUCAGGCUGUCAAGGAGGCAGAAAACAAACAGCGCUUAGAAGAUUAUCAGCGUCGUCUUGAUACCUCCAGUCUAAAGUUGUCAGAGUACCCAAAUGUUGAAGAGCUCAGGGUGAGAGAUGGUCUAAUCAUAAUUUUUAAAAUAAAGUUUACUAAAUAAAGACUGGAUUUAUACACCUUGCUCCUGGAAGACAUUCUUGUACUGUUACAAAAGCAGGAUGACAGACUGGUGUUAAGGUGUCAUAGCAAGAUUCUGGCAUCUACAGCUGAUAGCAAGCACACGUUUAGCCCUGUCAUUAAGUUGAGUACAGUGUUGGUUCGACAAGUGGCAACAGAUAACAAAGCUUUAUUCGUCAUCUCUAUGUCAGACAAUGGAGCCCAAAUUUAUGAACUGGUGGCACAGACAGUUUCUGAAAAGACUGUCUGGCAGGACCUAAUCUGUCGGAUGGCUGCAUCGGUGAAGGAGCAAUCCACAAAGCCAAUUCCAUUACCACAGUCUCCGCCCGGCGAAGGAGACAAUAAUGAGGAAGAACCUUCAAAAUUGAAAGGGGAACAUCAUGGCAUUUCAGUCACUAGUUUGCAGAGUCCAGACAGAGAUUUUGGAUUAGAAUCUCACUUAAUAUCAUCAAAACCUCCGUCUCAUUCACUGAAUACCUCUGGGAAAUCAGAGGUAGGCGAUCUGUUUGUGGCUGAGAGACAGUUUGCAAAGGAGCAGCAUGCAGAUGGGACACUAAAGGAAGUUGGAGUAAAUUAUCAAAUCACAAUCCCAGAUCCACACUUGUCUGUCUCAGAAGAACGGUGGGCAUUGGAUGCACUAAGGAAUUUGGGUUUGUUGAAGCAGUUGCUGGUUCAACAGCUAGGUUUGACUGAGAAGAACACUCAGGAAGAUUGGCAACAUUUCCCAAGAUAUAGGACAGCCUCUCAGGGGGUACAAGCAGACAGUGGAAUCCAGAACUCUGAUAAUAUUAAGGCCUAUCAUCCUGGUGAAGGACAGACGCCCUGUAGAACUGGAACUGGUGACAUUGAAGCUUGUUAUAGUCCACGGACUUCUACUGAAUCUUCUGCUCCACGGGAUUCAGUGGUACUGGCAUCCCAAGAUAGCCAGGCAAGUAACAUUUUAGUAAUGGACCACAUGAUUAUGACCCCAGAGAUGCCUACCGCAGAACCAGAAGGGGGUCUUGAUGAGAGUGGAGAGCACUUUUUUGAUGCCCGUGAAGCACAUAGUGAUGAUAAUCCAUCAGAAGGUGAUGGAGCAGUUAAAAAGGAAGAGAAGGAUGUUAAUUUACGCAUCUCAGGAAAUUAUUUGAUCCUUGAUGGCUAUGACACAGUGCAGGAGAGUUCCACAGAUGAGGAGGUUGCUUCCUCACUUACCCUGCAACCCACGACAGGCAUCCCCUCUAUGGACUCCACCCACCAGCAGCAACAUGCUCCCCAGAAUGCUCAUUCCGAUGGGGCAGUUUCACCAUUCACCCCAGAAUUCCUGGUCCAGCAGCGCUGGGGAGCUAUGGACGAUUCCUGUUUUGAGAUCCAGAGUCCCUCCUCUUACGCAGAUUCACAAAGCCAGAUCAUGGAGUAUAUUCAUAAGAUAGAGGCUGACCUUGAACACUUAAAGAAGGUGGAGGAAAAUUACACCAUUCUUUGCCAAAGGCUGGCUGGAUCAGCCCUCACAGACAAGCAUCACUCAGAUAAAAGUUAGAGCCAUGUGUGCUGGAGGUGACUGCAGGUUGUUGGAUUUUGAGCAUCGGCCUUGUCUCAUCGCAUCCUGGCUCCAGUGUGACGCAGAGAGAGUGUGUGACAGAGGAUCUGCCUGUGAACCCCCUGGGGUUAGCCAUGUCCCAAGGUGCCCAGAGCGGGACUAGUUCUUCACAGUGUGGCAGCUGCACUAGUCUGUCAGUGGGGGAACAUCCAUUCUCUCACUCUGCUCUCCUCACUAUCGGAAAUUCAUUUUGAUUCAGAACAAAAACCAAAUGUAUAGAGCUUUGGGUGUAGGAUAUGAAAUUGUACUUAGACAUAAGAAAAAGAGAAAAUCAGAUGUAUUUAUUUGACUUCAUUCCGUAUUUGAAAGCACAUUUUAAUUUUUAUUUUGCCUUGUUUUGUUUUAAUUGAGUAGUGAGAGUUUUAGCCCUUUGUAUUUAGUACACCCAAGGAUCAGUUGCUCCUAAAGCAAAGAGGUCAAGAUGGGGUAUUAGGAGGUUGGGUAGAGAGGGGAAGAAGAGGAGGAAGUGAGAAGGGGAAGGAGGAGCAUCUUGCCUUCACUAAACUAUAUUCCGUGCCCUCUGCUGUCUAGUAGGCUGCUUUUCUGAGGGUCACCUCAAAGGUAUAGUAUGCCCUGUGGCUCUUAAUGUGCAGAGGACUUGAGCUGUGUGCUGCCCAGGUGGUCAGAGAGUAGGUGGGCUUCCUCCCACCCUGAGGCAAGCACCUCUUCUCUGUAGCUGGGAUCAACCCCCAAUUAACAGGAAUCCUCAAUGUACUAAAUAGCAGGCACUUGAAAAUGGGUGUGUUUUCUUUUGUUGUUGUCUUUUCUAUUGAGGGUUGGGAUUUGGGAGGGAGAGGAAAGCAAAUUUUAUUUUCUUGACUAUAAAUUUGUUAUUCUUGGUAUUGUUUCAUUUUUAUAAUUAUACAUUAGACAUUGGCACUUGUGAAAAACUAUCCCUGCAGAUUGAGCAGGAAAUAAAAGGAAACAAAUAGAAAUGCUUCAGAUGGUGGCAGGGUUGUGGGUUGCCAAGGAAGGGCGGGAUGGGAGUGGGUAAAGAGUUCGGGAAGGUUAACUGACUGAAUCACUACUGAGUUGAACCAUGGCUGUCAUUGGCCACGGGUACUGCUGAUUACAAGGCCAGUAAAAUUUUUAGUACCUGGAGGUUUGACUCUAAAUUUUGCACUGAUGGUGCCAAAGGGCUCUGAGUCAAAAGGAGAGCCAACAGUGGAGUGGAGAAAGAUGUGGUGGAGGAGGUAGACCUGCUCACAUCAGCUCCAGAAGCACUUCCUCUGACUUCACUGCUAUAGCUCUUUCCACACUGGGCCGUGACUGACCUUAAGAAUUGCAGACCAGAACAUACACUGGAUACUGCAGGCAAGGUGUUGGUAACUGCCUGCUCUAGAACAAAUAGUAGUAUUGGCAGCACCCUGCAGAGGAUAAAUAUUUCAGAAUUGUAACUUGAGGACUCCUUCAAUUAUAUUGGCUUUCUGUGGUUUUCUUUGUGCAUUAGGUAUAUAUGUUUUGGAAUAUUUUUGCCAACUAAAAUGAAAUCUGUAAAUUCUGUUAGUAAACAAGGAGUUCAUCCAUUGCUCACAUCUUUCAGUAGUGCCCUCUGAACUCUGUGAGUUGCCAGGAUAUAAUUUUAUUCUUUCCUGCAGUCCCCCCCCAAAAAAAGAAGAUUUUUCUCACCACAAAUGGUAAAGAUUCCCGCCUGCUUUUAUAAACACCACUACAACUUAACAAGCUCAUUUAUUUAUGUCCAGAUUCCUGUUUCUGUCCUUUCAAAACUGAUGUCUGUUUUUAUCUUUGGACCUCAUAUAUAAAUUGGAAUUAUAUUUUUAGUUAUAGGCCAAGUAUAAUUUAACUCAGUGUGGGAUUAAAAAUUUUACAAGCAGAAGCUGAUAUAUAAAUGAAGCUUGGAACUUGGAACUUUCUGUAUGUAUCUCUUAGGAGGAACAAGUAGAAACCAAAUGGUUAUAUUGUGCUGCUAGAAAUGAUGUAGUCACUCCCAACUAAAAGGGUUACACCUGUAGCCACUUGACACUAACACCAUCAGGGGGCAAUUAAUCAGGAGAAAAAUAAAUAUGGUAAAACUUUCAUCUUAACUUGAGACACUACAGGGUAAUUAUAUAAUUCUCCAGCACUCAAUUAAGAAGCUUCUAGGUUAGCAAAGUUUCAGUCUCUUUUCUAGCUCAACCAGUAUCUUAUCCUUAGUAAUUAUUUGCUUUUCUUUUCCUGCUGUUUAACCUCUUUUUAGAACUGUUACAGGACUAAUUGGAAAAAUACUUUGACCAUAGCUCUAGUGCUUUCAAAUAAAUUCAUAUUUAGAUUUUCAAACAAAGCCCCAGGAUGAAGUCUAAUUCUGAAAAGAUCUCAAAAGUUUGAGUGUUCUUUUUAUCUUACCAGCCUAACUUCUGUCCUUCUCCCUCCCAACCUGGCUUCCCAUGCCGUCCAUUUCAUUUUAGCCAUUAUAAUCACAUGCAUUUGACUUUCAUGUCUUUAUCUCUCUUUCAGAAUGUUGGAAUUAGAUAUUAAUCCUGUCUUUGAGUGAGACUGGUUACCAUCAAAGUGGUUUUCUCUAAGUUACAUGACUAGAGGUUGGAAUCUACUUCCAUACUGAAGGGUAUAAGGGUGGUAUACAAAGCAACCUUCCCAGAGCAAGAAAGCUGCAUUUUUGCUGUUGAAGUGAACUGCUAUGACACUGUGCUCUCUUCGUGGGCUUAAUGGCCCCUUUGCUAUUAAGUGGCAAAUUACAUUUGGAGUGUCUCCUUCCUUUACAGAGAACAGAGUUAAUCAAGGCAAAUCAGCAAGCCCCCAAAGUGCUAUAAUUUCAAAUCAUUACUGCCUUAGAAGCCAUAUAUUUUGCAUAAUUUAAAAUCAGCUAACUUGGACUGCUUGAGUUAUGUUGGCUUUUAGAACUUAAAUUGUAACUAUUUAUUAUAUUAUAUUGCAUGGGAGGUAUAUUUCAUAAGCUUUUUUGGCUUUCUUUUCCCCAAAAUAACCUCUAAUAACUGUUAGAAAGGAUGAGUCCCCUUUUUAAAAGUUUUUUUGUUUGUUUUUUGGGGAGGAGAGGGAGUAGCUACUGUGAUAGUAGAGGAGAAAACUCCAUUUUUUCUUAUUUUUAGAAGCUAAAGAAAAUAAUUAUACUUCCUGUAAAUUGUCUUUUAUGUACAUCAUUUUUUCCUUUUUGAUGCUAGUAAAUUUGGUGUAUUACAGGAGGCGUCCAUUAUUUCAAACUGGAACCUCUCUCCUCUGCAAUUGGUAUAUGAUGUUAUUUUGAACUACUAGAGCUUUGGUCAGUAUUUCCUUUCCUGUAUGUCACAGAGGGCGACAUUGAGAACUGUGUGCAUAGGACUUCAAAAUACAAAAUUAGCAGGACCUUACAGUCAACUUCAUGCUGGCUAGUGUUUUUCCCCUAUAAUUACAAAUUUUUGUUUUAUAAAUCAUGUUUUUUCUGAUAUUUCUACCCCCUUUUCAGAGUGAUCUGCAAAAUUGUUCUUUCCUUAAGAAAAGAGUUCCUUUUGCCUGGUUCCCUAUACCUUCCCCACUGGUACUGAGGGUUUUGAUAAUAAAUUGGUAGGAAAAAAAUGUACCUCCUAGAAGGAAGCCCUCCCUGCCAUUUCCAGGUGCCAACGGCUAAGCAGAUGUACUGCAAAGAUGGUAGCUGUAAUGUGCACACUGUUGGUUAUUUUUAAUAAGCCUCUUCCUACUAGAACAUUUUAUUUUCCUUGUUCACCAUACAAUCAUGUACUCUUUAACAGAAAUUGCUUUUAAAAAAAAAUCUGGAACUAUCUUUAAAAAACUUUAUUAAUAAUCAUGUAUUUUUACUGAUCACAUUUUGAAAUGCCUAAAAGACUUUAUUGUUCUAAUUAUCCAGAUGUACCUUUGUAAAAUAGCUCUUUUAUGAAUUAGCUGAUAAGGCUGUAUGUUUCUGGAACAAAAUAUUGGUCAUUUAAAAACUUUCUGUUUUCUGGGGUCUGGGAAAAUAGAAAAUAAGAGUUCAAAUAUUAAAUAAGCUUAAAGGAACCAA